Molecule: messenger RNA, 1128 nt
Organism: Alnus glutinosa
Lineage: Eukaryota; Viridiplantae; Streptophyta; Magnoliopsida; Fagales; Betulaceae
Product: F-box/kelch-repeat protein At3g06240-like
Exons: 1
Coding region: 1-1128 (375 amino acids)
Molecular function (GO): protein binding
Source: RefSeq, a predicted model, not a curated record
AUGUCAAUCCGGCUUCCACACGAUCUUGAGAUUGAAAUCCUGGUAAGACUACCCGCCGUGAAAUCGCUUUUACGAUUUCAAUGUGUUUGUAAAUCAUGGAAAUCCUUGAUAUCUAGUCCUACAUUUAUUUCCAUGCACGUCCAACACGGUGAGAGCGCCGACAAUUACACCCACCUUUUACAUUGUGAAGGAUAUAAAGACUACCAAUUACUCUAUACGGAUGCUUCAUUUAGUGAGUUUCAAGAACUUGCAUAUCCAUGCCAAAUGAGAGGCAUAAAUUAUGAAGUCCUUGAUUGCAGGGGAUUAAUACUUUUUGUUACGACUAGUCGUCCAACUUAUGGAGCCGGCCAUGAUUAUUUGGAGUCCCAACUAAUUCUUUGGAACCCUGCAAUUAGAAUGUCUAUGACUCUCCCUCAAGCUGGCAUUGAUGUACCCAACAGCAACAAAUACUAUGCUUACGGGUUCGGUUUUGACCAUACAAGUAAUGAUUACAAGGUGCUGAGAAUGGUGUUCGGUAGAUACAAACCGUUUCCGCCUCAAGCCCAACUUUAUAAACUCCACACAGGCGCUUGGGAGACUUUCCGGGUUGCCGAUGAUUUUCAGUAUGCUAUAGCUGCGAGCCCACAAGCUUUAGUGAAUGGGGCAAGCCACUGGAUUGGAUAUCAUUCAAAUUUUAUAGAGUCCGAAUAUCCUGAUGAAUUGGCCAUGGUGAUUGUGUUGUUUGAUAUGUGUGAUGAGGAACUCCGAGUGAUGAAGCUUCCGGAUAGAUUAACUUAUUUGGACGCAAAUAGUACUGCUCGUAUUGGGAUUUCUGGUGGAUUGCUUUGUUUAAUGGAGCACAAGCCACGCAAAAAUGCUUAUUGGAACUGGAACUGGAACAUUUGGUUGAUGGAGGAAUAUGGCAUAGUAGAGUCUUGGACUAAACAAUUUACUAUUGAUUUAAAUGGUUAUUACUUGUUCAGUUUUAAGAACAACGAAAAGAUUUUAGGGGAAAGGAGAGAAGAGCUGGUCUUCUAUGAUCCCAAGACCGAUAGAUUCAUUAAUCUGGGGGGAAUUAAAGCUAAAGGAACUGUUUUUGCCGCGAAUGCUUUCGUUGAAAGUCUUGUUUUACUCAAUGGAUCGGAGUAA